This is a messenger RNA of Opisthorchis viverrini, 1192 nucleotides long. RefSeq lists its product as hypothetical. Gene Ontology annotation, cellular component: cytosol. The transcript is spliced from 5 exons. Gene Ontology annotation, biological process: positive regulation of ATP-dependent activity; protein folding. Lineage: Eukaryota; Metazoa; Platyhelminthes; Trematoda; Opisthorchiida; Opisthorchiidae. The record is from RefSeq and is a predicted model, not a curated record. Gene Ontology annotation, molecular function: protein-folding chaperone binding; ATPase activator activity. Bases 1 to 1062 code for a protein of 353 amino acids.
AUGGCUAAGUGGGGUGAAGGUGACCCGCGUUGGAUAGUAGAAGAGAGGGCUGAUGCUAAGAACGUCAAUAACUGGCACUGGACUGAGAAAAACGCCACCCAAUGGUCCAUCGACACUAUAAAAAAGCUUUUGGGCUCUCUUACCAUUGACAGUGACGAAUUUCUCUGCAAUAAGCUUGAAGUCACUAAAUGUGAAGGUGAAGCACACGUGAACAACCGCAAAGGGAAACUUAUUUCUUUCUACGAAUGGCAGAUUGAAGCAGAGUGGUCAGGAACACGAAAAACAGGAGAUAACAAAACGAAGUUCAAAGGAAAAGUUGAAAUUCCGAACCUCAGUGAAGAAUACUCCGUUGAGGAACUUGAUGUUUCCGUGACGUGCACUUCUUCAAGUGGCGACGGCGACGCUAUUCGUAAUUUCAUGCAAACUGUUGGUGCGAAAGCGAUCAAGGAAAAGCUUGGGCAGUACCUAAAAUUACUUCAUGAAGGUUCCCACAAUUCAUUUUUUUGGUUUUUACUUUUCUUAGAGUACUCUCGAGACCUCAUCCUUCCAACGAAAGGCCAAAAUACGACAAACCAGAUACCUAAGGAGUCUUCAAAAGCCCUUCCAAACGACGUCAGGAAAAAAGACACCGACCACAGCAAACAACCAAAAGAUCUUAGUAUCAGAGAAAUUCACCUGAACGAUGAGUUCUUCUGUACACCAGACGACCUGUACAAAGUUUUAACGACGAAGGAGUUAGUGCAAGCCUUUACCCGGGGUGAAGCAACAGUGAAUGCGGUCCAGGGUGGAGAGUACUGUAUUUUCGGUGGCAACAUUUCGGGCACGUUUACCUCUCUGACUCCUGGAAAAUUGAUCGAAAUGCAAUGGCGAAAACGGGAAUGGCCAGAAAGUCACCACAGUAUCUUGUGCAUAGAGCUCAAUUCUUUCGAAGGCGGCACGCAGCUAAAUCUCUCGCAAAAGGGAAUUCCUGCCUACGAUGUAGAGAACACUAAGAACGGAUGGCAGUCCAAUUUCUUCGCCUCUGUAAAACAGACUUACGGGUACGGAGGUCGCAUGUUUUAAGCCCGUCUUCGAACCGGUGCUGUUCAUCCAUUACACACAUUCAAACAAGAGAACGCUUGUUUGUCCAACGACGGAGUGCUUGUGCUGGAGGACUUCAACAGAAUAUAUUAUACAGCGAUUUAAACAGUGU